This is a messenger RNA of Penicillium longicatenatum, 558 nucleotides long. RefSeq lists its product as uncharacterized. The record is from RefSeq and is a predicted model, not a curated record. The transcript has a single exon. NCBI's taxonomy places the organism in Eukaryota, Fungi, Ascomycota, Eurotiomycetes, Eurotiales, Aspergillaceae. The coding region runs from base 1 to 558 and encodes 185 amino acids.
AUGGUGCUCUACCAUUUAUCGCACAACCUAUACCCCCAAUCUGAUGCCGCAUUUCCAAGGAUAUUCGACCCUAUCAAAUCGUACACAAAGUCGGCCUUCAACAAGGAAUUCGAAUUUUGCCUUGAAGAUGGCCACAUGCCUGAAGGGGCAAAGGCCUACUGGGAUGCGCUUUGGGCCAAGUCUCAGCCACGCCUCAUUGAUGAUGCCACCCAGUUUGAUGGCGCAUCAAUAGACAAUGCCCGAUCGCAUUUUGAAGCCUGGACUUCUGAGCAGAAGAUGCAAGAUAGGUUUCCCAGCUACAGGAUGUUUAUUUUGGUUGAUGAGGAAAGCCUUCAGACGCUACUAACUACACCCAUCCCGGAGGGCUUGGGGUGGAAUAAGGAGCGAUGGAAACACUACGUGAAGCUCGUCGAGGCAUGGCAGGAGUCUGAUUCACCGUACAUGGGGUGGAUGAAGUAUUCUUUAGAAGGAAUCUGGAGCUUGUGGGCGAAUAUGGAAGACGGAUGUUAUAUGCGGAGUAGUUUUAUGAUGGUUCAUGACUACCGAGAUGUGUACUGA